This is a messenger RNA of Petromyzon marinus (sea lamprey), 4185 nucleotides long. NCBI's taxonomy places the organism in Eukaryota, Metazoa, Chordata, Hyperoartia, Petromyzontiformes, Petromyzontidae. The record is from RefSeq and is a predicted model, not a curated record.
CGAUUGCGCGGGAAAAAUGAGACUUCGGCGGCGGUGGGGGGUGUAAGCUGCGCAUGCGCAGUUGGUGUCUGUAACGAUAUCACCACCUGCCCCGUCCCUCGCCUCACGUGACCUCUGACCCCCUCUCCUCCUCUUCACGGUCCCGCCCCCCGCGAUGCGCGCGCCACUGCCCCAGCUCGACUAGAUGAAGGCCUAAGCUGUAUACAGUAAUAAUAAUAAAUUAAGAUUUCAACGUUUAAGCUUACCCAAUUGAGAGGUCGUUUCCUCACAGUUGCGCUUCUUUUGUCGUCUGUGAGCCGAUAGGCGUCGCGAAGCCAGUGUGCGCUCGUUUGCUCGCGGGUUCCCGCGGCCAGGGAGAGGGAGGGGAGAGUGUAACUGCGUGAGGUCUGAGCCACAGCGGGCCCCGGAUCCCGCGAUGGCGUCGGAGGAGAAGAAGGCAGAGGCGGACGGAGAGAAGUCGCAAGCGACGGCGCCACCGGCGAGUUCCAACAGUCAGGGCAAGCCGACCCCAAUGAAGCCCAACUACACGCUCAAGUUCACGCUGGCCGGCCACACCAAGGCCGUGUCCUCCGUCAAGUUCAGUCCCAACGGAGAGUGGCUCGCCAGUUCCUCCGCUGACAAGCUAAUAAAGAUUUGGGGUGCAUACGAUGGGAAGUUUGAGAAGACCAUCUCAGGGCACAAGCUGGGUAUCUCUGACGUGGCAUGGUCCUCGGAUUCGAAUCUCCUUGUCUCAGCCUCUGAUGACAAAACCCUGAAGAUCUGGGACAUGAACUCGGCCCUGCAGGGUAAAUGCCUGAAGACACUGAAGGGACACAGUAACUACGUGUUUUGCUGUAACUUCAACCCCCAGUCGAAUCUCAUCGUCUCAGGCUCGUUUGAUGAGAGCGUGCGCAUCUGGGAUGUGAAGACGGGGAAAUGUCUCAAAACGCUGCCUGCACACUCCGAUCCCGUGUCAGCGGUUCACUUCAACCGGGACGGCUCCCUCAUCGUGUCCAGCAGCUAUGACGGGCUAUGCCGGAUCUGGGAUACAGCAUCAGGACAGUGUCUCAAGACACUCAUAGACGACGACAACCCCCCUGUGUCAUUUGUAAAGUUCUCUCCCAACGGGAAGUAUAUCCUUGCUGCCACGCUGGACAGUACCCUGAAGCUGUGGGACUACAGCAAGGGAAAGUGCCUGAAGAGGUACACGGGACACAAGAAUGAGAAGUACUGCAUCUUCGCCAACUUCUCCGUCACGGGAGGGAAGUGGAUCGUGUCCGGCUCUGAGGACAACCUGGUCUACAUCUGGAACCUGCAGACCAAGGAGAUUGUGCAGAAACUGCAGGGACACACGGACGUGGUGUUGUGUACUGCGUGCCACCCCACAGAGAAUAUCAUCGCGUCGGCCGCGCUUGAAAACGACAAAACCAUCAAGCUGUGGAAGAGCGACUGUUAGGGGCGGGGGUUGGGUUGGGGGGGGGGUGGGGGGGCGGGGCGGCCGCUUCACAGUCCUACCCACAAUUUUGUGCGUUUGUCGGGAGGCUUAAAAGGGUCACGGUCCGCAAGUGGAAUUUUUAUGGUGAUGGCGGGGCCACCGGAAACAAAUGCCGCGGGCGCGUGAAACCGCGUAAGGGCAAGCCGCGGGGUGGGCGGCGGUGGGGGGUGGCGUAGCUGCGGUAGGCGCUUCCUUUCCGAGACAGCGGAGGGCGGGGGGGGAAACGCGCGUGGGGGACAGAGGAGCCAUUCGGGGUGCGCGUGCCAUGCGUGAGAAAGAAGGCGUCGGGAGAGGCUGCAAUAUACGGCCACGGGACGAAUUACAUCAGGAGAGAGGAGGAAGGUGAAAUCUCCUUGGGAGAAGGCGAAUUUGUUGCAGUGAGUCCAUCUCUCGUGACGCCCUGAGUCAAAUGGAGACAUCUCAGCUUGUUGUCCCACCCCCCCCCCCCGCAACUCCGAUUGGCACGGUUGGCUACGUACGGUGCAAAAGAAGUUCCAUUCAUACAAAGUUUACUGUACAUACAUCGUGGCCGGGAGCGGAGGUUUAAACGUGAGGAUGGGAGAUUCGACUCCAGGCCCCCCGUGACCUCUGCGUCGCUGAAGGCAGCGUGUGAAACAGGAGGAGAAUUUGGACUCUGAGCUUCUAAUAAUUCAGUUAAUCACGGUCACUUGGUUCAUUCAAUAAAUGUGUCAGUCCAGUAUGUCAAUCAGGUCACUCAGCCACUCGCUCAGUUACACAAUCAGCCCAUCACUUGGUCACUAGGUCAUUCAUUCAAUCAGUCACUUCGUCAAUCGUUUGAACCAAUCACUGUCACAAAGUCACGAGUCAAUUGCUCAUUAAAGACGUUUCAUUUUAAAGCAUCCCACCCAUGCACCGACUUUGAAGCCAUACAUUUUUCAGGGUUUGACGUGUGACGUGCAUGACCUCUGCCAUCCGAUUGUUCAAUGCUGUCCCAGCCGGCCACCAGGGGGAGCCGCGAUCAGAUGUCUGCAGAUUUGGGGGCGGCUCAUGAACUUGACAGCAGGAAACGCAGCGGCAACUAUCCCUGCUGACAGUUGCCCUACAAGUUCCCCACUGGGUCAUGACCUUAAACAUGCUUGGACGGGGGUGGACAGAAGUGGCGGUGGGGGCGGGAGGUUGUGACGAGAGAGGGGAAGACGGUGAAGGUCGCCCUGGUGUGUGACCGCGUUGCCCUGAGCGUCGCCUGGUUGCGAGAAAGAUCCGACUGAUCGACUAGGGUCGCGGUCACGGAUUGCGAGGUUUCUCUUAAGUCUGCCUCCGCUCACUCUCCUUCCCUCCCAGAGCAGGGGCCGGGCAACAUACGGCCCCAUGGGAUCCAGACUUGACCCUCCCCAGAUAAUUCAUUUCAUACGGCCCGCUCUUAUUUAUACUUUUAACUUCCCAUUAGUUUUUUUUUAUUAGCCAGCGGGUUUAGAUUUCGUGCACACGCGGCCCACAGCAACAUUUUAAGCGUCACUCGGGUCACUUCUGUCACCCACGAGGGGCCCUCCCCCCCACCCCGUUAACCUGGCCGACGGGUGCACAACCAUCUUGACCUUCGUAACGCUAACGCCAGGGUGUGUGCAGAUGGCGGGUGCGAUUGCCCGUCGCCAGAGAAGUGAUUUGACAAUUGUUGGGGGAGGUUUCCCCAGCAACCCUUACUGUGCCAACAGGGCUGGGCCUCUCUCGUCUCGAGGCUAAACCGUGGGUGGCCCAAUAACUUAACACCUCCAUGAACCGGCUCGGCCACAACAACAGCAUCGCCACCACCGCUACCACCAGUCGCCAGGUGUGGCUGCUGGCCUCUUGCUCUGAGUUGGAACGCAGACAAGGCAACAUCCAUUGGUGGACCCGGUGGAAGCCUGACCCUCAUCGUCACGAUUUACGGGCAGACGGCCCGUUUUGUCAUUCGUAUCUUGGCCCCUCAGUGUAGGGAAACUCGGAGGUCGAAAGGCUGAAUGGGGAUUUAUUUUACUUGGGUUGUGUGUGAAUAGUCUUGGCGUCAACGCGGGACCAAACGAACUUCAGCUUCAUUACCGAUUUGUUUUUAUUUUCCUCACUGCACAACCGAACCGUGCUGGAGACGGCGGGGGGGGUAACGGGCACGGUCUGAUGCCAUGAGCGGGGUGACAGCUUCGCCAUUGUCUCUCUCCGGGUGGCACCCGGCACGCCACGUCCAUUGUACGCCUCACUCCGUCUGUCACCGCGAGAUGUGUGCCACCGAUUUCAGUCGACCAGCGAUCGGCCACACCGCAUCGAAGAAUGCCUCUCGCCCAUGGCCGUGGCUUCUCCGAGUCAAGUCCCACAUCCUACUACAGUCUAUCAGUGACACUAUUUCAGCACACCACAUCCAGUAUACCUGUCACACCGCAUCGAAGAAUGCCUCUCGCCCAUAGCCGUGGCUUCUCCGAGUCAAGUCCCACAUCCUACUACAGUCUAUCAGUGACACUAUUUCAGCACACCACAUCCAGUAUACCUGUCGCUAUGAUGACCGUGAUCGUCUUUUUUUAAUAAUCGGCAUCCCUGACGAAGAUCCGAUGGAGAAAUUGAGCCCCUGGCGUUGAGGAUCUGGGGGGUGGGGGGCGACUAUGGGGAAGACCCCUUGGCCGAGACGGGGAGGGAGUCGCGCGCGUCGAUACAUUUCGGCCGGUGUUCAUUUUUUUAAAUUGUCAUCAGUUUGUUUUCAAGUAAAAUGGAGUGAUAACCCAAAC